AUGGAAGCAUGGAAGAAAAAAGCAACAAAGCAAAAAAAGAAAUCUCUCCCUCGGGGAAUCGAACCCCGGUCUCCCGCGCUUAUCGGUAUUAAUGACAAGCGGAAAUCAUCACCACUAGACCAAGGAAGAUGCGAUGGUCGAGUUACUGCUCGGCCACUUGGCUGGUUGAUGGCAAUAUUUGCCCAUUUUGACCCCAUGAUCAAAAACUAA
Molecule: messenger RNA, 210 nt
Organism: Penicillium samsonianum
Lineage: Eukaryota; Fungi; Ascomycota; Eurotiomycetes; Eurotiales; Aspergillaceae
Exons: 2
Coding region: 1-210 (69 amino acids)
Source: RefSeq, a predicted model, not a curated record